Messenger RNA from Patiria miniata (bat star), 1299 nucleotides. RefSeq names its product cytoplasmic dynein 2 intermediate chain 1-like. The record is from RefSeq and is a predicted model, not a curated record. Gene Ontology annotation, biological process: intraciliary transport. The transcript is spliced from 6 exons. Gene Ontology annotation, cellular component: cytoplasmic dynein complex. Lineage: Eukaryota; Metazoa; Echinodermata; Asteroidea; Valvatida; Asterinidae. Gene Ontology annotation, molecular function: dynein heavy chain binding; dynein light chain binding. The coding region runs from base 144 to 413 and encodes 89 amino acids.
AUUAUCAUUAUUAUUACAAGGUUGUUUUAGAUCUGGGAACAACAGAUUCUGGAGGUUCUGAGACAGAUCUUGGGCUUGUUCCAAGUGGAAAACUGAAGCUGUUAAAAAGUUCUUCUGUUGUUUUGGAAAAUCAAAUCAGGGACAUGCCACCAGCUCAACGAGCCAAGAACAUGAAGUUUUCUUUGAAAGAUCCAACCCAAUUCUUUAUCGCAACAGAUUCAGGAUGCAUUCUUCAUGGGAGCAGACAUGGAGAUAGAGUCUCUCCAAGACGAUACAGAAAACAGACAGAUUCUCCUGGUGAGGUGAUUCAUUUGGACUUUUCCCCCUUUGGUUUGCCAUGUUUUUUGGCAGGAAGCAGUGAUGGUUCCAUAUGCUUGUACGGCCUGACUCAAGGUAAGGGUCCAUUUCACUAAACCUUGUAAGUGUAUAUAUCUGGUGACAUAAAUUUCACGUACUUCGUCCAUACUUAGCUACAACCAGUUUGAUUUUCUACAUUAAUUGCUUCGAUAUGUCGACCAAGAAAGGGAAAGUCAACGAUAAGCAGGCUAAAGACAUGCCUGCUCACCUGAGAGCUUCGUCCACAGCCUCGGGAUUGUCUGCCUGGUACACUUCGCCUAGGGUUGAACAAGUGCAAAUAAGUCACAGGCCCCAGCCUCGCCUUGAGCUGAUGUGCCAUGUGCAGAAAAAAUUGAAAGUGGGCUGCCUUGCUCAAUUUCCGUCACCAACAAGGGAGUGUCUUCUCACCACAUUUCGAAGAAAAUACCGCAAGUAUCCAGAGCACCACAGGCUGUACAUGUGGUAGAAAAUGAGCCCUGACAGACCUCACCAAGGUCAGCAGUCAGCAAGGGCCGUCUUUCUUCCCUGGUCAACAAUGGAAUUUCCCCUCUACAGCAAGCGAUGCAAGCAGGCAGCAGUCAUUCAAUAUGAAGGCGCCCAUGGCUCCACCGUAUGGGUCAUUUCCGUGGUUUCAAUCUGCACUGCAGGGGCCUUCUAACGCUACCCAGCAGAUGUAUCAUCAACAUUGGGGAAAUCAACCCCAAGACAACUCUCACUUCCUCUGCCAGCGAGUCCGAUCAUUUGGGGCAGUAAAUUCUGGCCCUGGUGAGAGCACGAAUUUGCACUAUCGGAGAUUGGCAGCAAUGCAGAAACUGAAUUGGAUUUCCUCAAUCCGAGUGGAUUUUGUAACUCCAUGGCAAGGGAUCAGUUUUUCCAGUGACGGAUCUUAAGUCUUUUAAAAGACUCUCAUAAUCGCCUGCUCAAAGCAGUUUUGCAUCUGACCAAAAGUCGAUUUUGGUUACU